AAAUGAUAAUUUAAUUAUUAUUCCUUCACGAGAAGGAAAAAGCAACUCAACCCUACUCUAAAUUGUCGAAGAACGAGCACGUUCGUGUAACUUUUGCUUAUUGUUAAUUAAAAUUUAAAUUUUAUACUUCAUUUGGAGUAAAACGGUACAACAAUGCAUAUAUUUUUGAGAGGACAAGAAACACACUCUUAUGAGGUGGGAGAUGAAAAAAUUUCUCAUUUAAAAAAUCUUAUUGAAGAGGUUGAAGGAAUAGACAAAGAAGAAAUUGUUCUUUACUUCGGUGGUUCACCUCUUGAAGAUGACCAAAGUGUAUCAGAAUGUUUAACUGAAGGUGCAACAGUUGAUUUCAGUGUAAAACUUAGAGGAGGCAAAGUUCACGGAUCAUUGGCUCGUGCUGGAAAAGUAAAAGGCCAGACACCAAAGGUUGAAAAGCAAGAAAAAAAGAAAAAGAAGACAGGACGUGCCAAGCGAAGAAUGCAGUUCAAUAGAAGAUUUGUAAAUGUAGUUGUAACAUUUGGCCGAAAGAAGGGUCCUAAUUCUAAUUCAUAAUUUAUCUUGAUGAUUUGGAUGACACUUGUAAAUGUUUAAAUAAAUUUUUUGUCAUCUA
Parasteatoda tepidariorum (common house spider) is the source of this 607-nucleotide messenger RNA. RefSeq names its product ubiquitin-like FUBI-ribosomal protein eS30 fusion protein. Gene Ontology annotation, molecular function: protein binding; structural constituent of ribosome. Gene Ontology annotation, biological process: translation. Gene Ontology annotation, cellular component: cytosolic small ribosomal subunit; ribosome. The record is from RefSeq and is a predicted model, not a curated record. Lineage: Eukaryota; Metazoa; Arthropoda; Arachnida; Araneae; Theridiidae.